Molecule: messenger RNA, 669 nt
Organism: Ilex paraguariensis (yerba mate)
Lineage: Eukaryota; Viridiplantae; Streptophyta; Magnoliopsida; Aquifoliales; Aquifoliaceae
Source: the annotation of a GenBank genome assembly
AUGGUUGCUACAGUUAUAGCCGGGAAGCGACAACGACGAAAACGUGCGGAUAGUAUAGCCCAUACAUUUGCAAACGUUAUAUAUCUUGAACGUGUGACACCAAGAGGACAAACUAUCAUUCCUAUGGUUUUUCGUGAGGUCUCCCAAAUUGUAGACUGGGCUGACAGCGAUGUGAGUAAACGAACGAAUGAUAUCUUGAAGUUAGGAGGCUUCAACCUGGAGGAGUUGGAUGUUUUUGUUGCGGAGGAGCUAAUUGAUGGUACACUUGGUACCGCAUCCCAGCAAGCAGUGUCAGACAUAUGUAAAUAUACCAUGGAUUUGGGGGUAAGAAUUGGAAGGCUUGAGGUUGUUGCCGAGCGAAUGGAAAAAAAGUUUGAUACUUUUGCAUCACACUGCACAAAAUCUUUGUUUGUGCUGGAGAAACGUCUGGGUGAGAUUGGACAGAUUGUGUCCCAAUUUGUUGAUACAUCGGCGCCUGGGAAGGAUGUCCCACAUGACAUGGGGGGAAAUAAAGAAGAAGCUGAAAUUGAUCUCACGCAUCAACAAGCCAUGUCAUUGCAUGAACAAACCAUGUCAGGCAGCAUCAAAUGCAGUCAGGGUGCAAGUGUAACUACAAAAAAUCAGAAGUUUAGUCGCCUCCCACUACCUGAUUUUACAAAGACUACAAAG